Molecule: messenger RNA, 1592 nt
Organism: Juglans microcarpa x Juglans regia
Lineage: Eukaryota; Viridiplantae; Streptophyta; Magnoliopsida; Fagales; Juglandaceae
Biological process (GO): interstrand cross-link repair
Cellular component (GO): Fanconi anaemia nuclear complex
Source: RefSeq, a predicted model, not a curated record
AAAUAACCCUUCCCACGUUCUCUCCUUCCCAAACCCCAGUUCCUUUAGCCGAGAGGAAGAGAGCAAAAAUGGAAUCAUGGGUACCUCUCUUCGAGAUCUUCCUGAAAUCUCCGACACCUGAAACCGAGGCAUCUCAAUGGUUACACCAGGCUUUCAAUGCGUCAUCGUCUUCAACCCCAGUUACCACAAGCGCUUUCCUCUCGUUGCUUACAAAACCCUCCGACGCCAUUGUGGGCGAGGGCUCUUCAUCUGCUAAGCCUUCCUCGCCUCCUCGUACCAAGCGGGUCAUGUUCAUAGAGACUUUACCGAGUAUGGUCCAGGCUCGGGUUCUCUCGUUUCUGGCUUAUGAGCGUCAGAGGUUUUGCACGCGUGACUUGUCAAGGCUGGCCCGGGACGUUUUGAGUUUGGAUCAGGAGCUCGAUUUCUGGGUCAGGAGAGCUGCCCACAAUCUGCUUGAGGUGUUGUCUGAUACGAAGUACGAGUGGAUUUCUGGUUUGAGUUUGGAUUCUGGGGAAGAAGGCGCGGAUGAAGAGUUCGAAUCUGUACCGGGUUGGCUUAAGGAGGCGGCGGGUGCCAAUGAUGUGUUUCUCCCUUGGCUUCCUAUUUCUCCGGACAAACUGAAUGCAAAAACAUUUCUUGGCACCAAUGAAGAUAGUCUGGAUUUUUCGAAGUACGAUGGAGAGGAUGGAGAAGAAGAGUUGAAUGCAGUCAUGGAGGAAAUGGAGGUUGAUCGUCCCACAAAUGUUCCUGUUGGAUCUGAAAUUCAAGAAAAGGCUAGUUCUUUGAAAGCUAGGACUCUGAACUUCGAAUCUUCUUCAAAAACUGUUGGUUUAGCUAAUGAAAUUCGCCAACUUUGCUUGGACAAGGGUAGGGAUUCUUUUGUGGUUUUGGGUCUCAUUGAACCUUGGCUGGCAGAUGAUGAAACCGCUUCAGUUUUAAUUUCACAUCUCACGAAUGGAAGCGAAGAAGAACUUAGUUGGCCGAGCCAGGUUCUAUGCUCAGUCAUCCUUCCCAAGUUCUUAUUAGAACCAGCUUCUCGUGUGCUUGUGGCUGCAAUAACAGAGUAUUGCAAGCUUCAUCAGAAAGCAGCCGUGUAUGCUUUCUUGUUUCCGUUAGUUCUCAGAAGAGAAGGAAUCAACAACCCCAUCUGCGAUGUGAUUGCGAGGAUCAUUAGGGAAUGUUUGCACCCAGUUCAUGUUUCUGCUUUUUGUCAAAAGCUAUUGUGUGGAGAUAAAGAUGAAAGGAGGGUUAUCUGUCUUCCCUGCCACCAACAUUUAAUAUCUAAUGAGUUGGUAUGGACAGAAUCAUUGUUUAACCUGUUCCAAAUCAUCUUAAAUCAUAAUGUUCAUUUAACUCAAGAUUCGGCUGAUCAUAUUGUUUACCAGGUUCAGCAAUUGGCUGUACAUUUUUCCAAUUCUCUAAAAUUUGGGAACUUUUUGUUGUGCUUGGUCACCAAAUGCUCUCCAUUAUUGAACUCUCAUAAGCUCUCAUUGGUUGAUGCUGUUGAGCAGACUAGUACUCUAGUGACCAAAUCUAUAUUAUCUAAGCUGGCUCAUUUGUAGAUAUUGAAUGAUAAUCUCUGGAUUCUUGUU